AUGGCGGAAAAUUACACGGACUUCUUGAUCGGCCCCGUGGCGCACCCUUUGAAAAUGGUGUCCCACGAGGUUGUGGACCACAUGCUAGGCUGGAACAUACCCGAGGAGCAUCAAGACCUGGUCCACGAGCACUGGCGUAACUUCCCAGCUGUCAGUAAAUACUGGCAUUACUGUCUAGCACUCAUUUACACAAUGCUUAUGGUCACUUCACUGACGGGAAAUGGCAUCGUCAUCUGGAUCUUUGGCACGUCAAAAUCCCUCCGUAGCGCCAGCAACAUGUUCGUCAUAAACCUUGCCGUGUUCGACCUAAUGAUGAUGCUGGAAAUGCCUCUCCUCAUAAUCAACUCCUUUUAUCAGCGGCUGGUCGGUUAUCAGCUCGGUUGCGACAUAUACGCCAUCCUCGGAUCGUUAUCGGGCAUCGGGGGUGCCAUCACUAAUGCUGUCAUCGCUUUCGACAGAUACAAGUGUGUAAUAACUUUGGAAUUAUUAUCACAUCCACUACCAUCACCAUCAAUAUCAUAUGCAUAA
This is a messenger RNA of Diatraea saccharalis (sugarcane borer), 528 nucleotides long. The record is from the annotation of a GenBank genome assembly. NCBI's taxonomy places the organism in Eukaryota, Metazoa, Arthropoda, Insecta, Lepidoptera, Crambidae.